CCUUAAUCCCUAUUCCCUACCGUUUUACUCCAUUUUCAAGAGAAGCAAAUGUCGGUGCUUAAUCCUCCAUAGCAGCUUCACUUCUCUUGUUAAUGGAGGAACUCUUUCUCUCUCCUCAUUACACCUCAAACUAAUAAUGGCUCAACACCAUUACAACCCAACUACAAAGAAACCCACUUCCACCAUUUCUCUCUCUCUAACUUCCUUCCUCUUCAUCUCUCUCCUCUGCUCCAUCUCUCUCCUCCUUGCUUUCUCUCUCUUCAAAUCAUCCAUUAUCUCUCCUCCUUCUCAAAACCUUCAAUUCCAAUUAAACCCCACAACAUCAGAGCACUGCGAUUUCACUGAUGGAAACUGGGUUUAUGAUACUACAAUUGAAAUUGGAUCUUCUACACGUUAUGAUCAUACUUGUAAAGAGAUUUUCAAGGGUUGGAAUUGUUAUUUGAAUAAUAAAAGCAAUGCGUUGGAGAUUUCUAAGUGGAAAUGGAAGCCCAGAAAUUGUGAUCUUCCUAAUUUUGAUGCUCGGAGAUUUCUUCAUAGGUUUAGGGAUACUAGUAUAGGAUUUAUAGGGGAUUCACUGAACAGAAAUAUGUUUGUUUCCCUAUAUUGCAUGCUGCGGCAAGUUUCGACUGAUGUGAAAAAGUGGCAUCCAGCUAAAGCAGAUCGUGGGUUUACUUUUCUUCAGUACAAUCUUACCAUUGCUUAUCACCGGACAAAUCUGUUAGCACGUUAUGGUAGGUGGUCACCCAGCGACAAUGGUGGAGUGCUAGAAUCUCUUGGAUACAAUGACGGGUACAGAGUUGACAUUGAUGUCCCUGACAGCAAAUGGGCUGAAGCUCCUAGUUUCCACGAUGUUGUCAUCUAUAAUACUGGACACUGGUGGUGGGCUCCUUCAAAAUUUGAUCCUGUGAAGUCACCUAUGCUCUUCUUUGAGAAAGGGAAGCCUAUAAUGCCUCCAAUAGCUCCUGAUGUUGGUUUGGAUUUGGUCCUGAAACACAUGAUAUUAUAUGUGGAAAGCAAAAUGCGACCUGGUACAAUAAGAAUAUUCAGAACACAAUCCCCAAGACAUUUUGAGGGAGGUGACUGGGACCAUGGUGGUUCUUGCCCACGCGUAAAGCCUAUGUUGUCGCAAGAAGUUGAAGAACUUUUCGCAGUGGAGAAUAAUGGAACGAAUGUAGAAACACGCCUAGUCAACCAUCACUUGUACAAGGCCCUCAAAGGAUCUAGUUUCUAUGUUUUGAACAUAACUCAUAUGAGUGAAUAUAGAGCAGAUGCUCAUCCAUCAAACGCUGGUGGAAAGAAGCAUGAUGAUUGCAUGCAUUGGUGCUUGCCUGGCAUUACAGAUACUUGGAACGAUUUAUUUGCUGCAUACUUGAAUAAUGUAAAAGACCAAAGCUGAUAUUUUCUUUCAUUAUCAAUUCAUUGUUUGGUAUU
Messenger RNA from Beta vulgaris subsp. vulgaris (sugar beet), 1431 nucleotides. Its product is annotated as protein trichome birefringence-like 13. Lineage: Eukaryota; Viridiplantae; Streptophyta; Magnoliopsida; Caryophyllales; Amaranthaceae. Gene Ontology annotation, cellular component: Golgi apparatus. The record is from RefSeq and is a predicted model, not a curated record. Gene Ontology annotation, molecular function: O-acetyltransferase activity. Bases 137 to 1396 code for a protein of 419 amino acids. The transcript has 6 exons.